Molecule: messenger RNA, 1010 nt
Organism: Helianthus annuus (common sunflower)
Lineage: Eukaryota; Viridiplantae; Streptophyta; Magnoliopsida; Asterales; Asteraceae
Product: replication factor C subunit 3
Exons: 5
Coding region: 114-617 (167 amino acids)
Biological process (GO): DNA-templated DNA replication; DNA repair
Cellular component (GO): DNA replication factor C complex; nucleus
Molecular function (GO): DNA clamp loader activity
Source: RefSeq, a predicted model, not a curated record
CUCCUUCCCUGUACUCUCUCUCUCUCUCUUUCCCCUGUAUUCUCUCUCUCUCUCUCUCCAUACCAUCACCAUCUUCGUUAACCUCCAUAGUCUCGCCACCAACAAGAUCCCCAAUGCAGCAGCAGAUGCUCACUUCUUCCAAUUCUUACCCGCCAAUUCUUCACUUGAAUCGUGCUUUGGGUCGACAAGUACAACCUAAAACCCUAGAGAAGGUUCUUGUUCACCAAGUCAUCGCUCAAAAUUUUAAGAAAUUGGUCACUGAGCAAGAUUGCCCCCAUUUAUUAUUCUAUCUGCCUCCAGGUUCCGGCAAGAAAACCCUAAUUAUGGCCCUUCUCUGGCAGAUGUUUGGGGCUAGUGCUGACAAGGUGAAAGUAGAGAACAAAAACUGGAAAGUUGAUGCUGGAAGUAGGACUAUUGAUUUGGAACUUACAACUCUAUCAAGCACCCACCAUGUGGAGCUGAACCCCGGUGAUGCCGAGUUUCAAGAUCGGUCCAUUGUUCAAGAAAUUAUUAAAGAAAUGGCAAAAAACAAACCGAUUGACACCAAAGGAAAGAAGGGUUUCAAAGUACUAUGCUCAACGAGGUUGAUAAACUUUCAAGAGAAGCACAGUCUUUAAGAAGAAAGAUGGAGAAAUAUAGUGCCUCGUUGUCACAGCCCGCUAAAAUUCAGAUCGCAAGUGUCGGGAUUCCGGAAUUUUCUACGAGCUUCAAGAGACUUCUAUGGCAGAUUUUUCCUUAGAAAAAUCUAGAUUCAAGGCUACAAAAAUAUCAAGGAGAUCUAGAGAAAUCCAUGGAAAAUAUCCAAGAUAUUUCCUUAAUCAUUCUAGAUUAGUCUUUGUAAAUAUCUUAGAUAUUAUACUUAAAAAUAUCUAGAUUAGGAAUAAUCUAGAACCAUGAGCACAAGUAUAAAUAGGUGAUCCAUGCUCAUUUGCUAAUCACCUUCAAAGUUGUAACAAAGCAUCCAUUGUAAAGAGUUCUCAAAGCAAUACAAGUGUUCCUUUCAUUCACAA